AUGAGAGCUUUGCCAGAAGAAAAAGAUUUUAUUGAAUUUUUAUUAAGCGUCGGAAACGGUUCUACUAAUGAUGACAAUGAUAUAAUAAAAUUACCUGAAAGAAUUAUUGCUCCCCGAAAUGCAGAUAUCGUUCAAGAUACAUAUGCCGAAGUUAUUAGAAAUAAACGUUUCGAUGAACUUUCACAAUUUGCAAUUUUGUCUGCAAGAAAUGCUGAUGUAGAUGAGAUAAAUAAAAGAGUAGUACAAUUGUUAGAUAGUGCGGGAGAAACAAAAUUUACAAGUAUUGAUAGUACUGAAAAUUGUGGUAAUGAUAAUAAUACUGAAGUUAUUUUACCAGAAUAUCUUCAUAGUUUAUCACCACCUUCCCUUCCGCCGUACGAAUUAAAAUUAAGAAUUAAUACUGUUGUAAUACUUAUUAGAAAUCUAAGCAUUAACGAGGGUUUGUGUAAUGGUACAAGAUUAUUAAUUAAGGGUUUAUCCAACAAUCUUCUUCAAUGUGAAAUAUUAACUGGUGAUAAAAAAGAGUGCGUUCCUAUGACAGUGUAA
Messenger RNA from Leptopilina boulardi, 546 nucleotides. RefSeq lists its product as uncharacterized. Bases 1 to 546 code for a protein of 181 amino acids. The record is from RefSeq and is a predicted model, not a curated record. The transcript has 2 exons. Lineage: Eukaryota; Metazoa; Arthropoda; Insecta; Hymenoptera; Figitidae.